Messenger RNA from Uncinocarpus reesii 1704, 1590 nucleotides. RefSeq lists its product as uncharacterized. The record is from RefSeq and is a predicted model, not a curated record. The coding region runs from base 1 to 1590 and encodes 529 amino acids. Lineage: Eukaryota; Fungi; Ascomycota; Eurotiomycetes; Onygenales; Onygenaceae. The transcript has a single exon. Gene Ontology annotation, molecular function: nucleotide binding.
AUGGUAUCUGUUGAUUCACGGCCUCCCCGUCCCAAUACCCCUCGAGCACCAGGGACACUCAGGUUCCUUGUGAUCGGUGCUGGCUCACGCGGCAACGCCUACGCUCGAGCCGUGACGAAUGCCACCGAAACAGUCAUCCAUGCAGUCGCAGAGCCAGAUCCACAUCGUCGCGCGGUAUUUGGCAAAAAGUACAUUUGGGGUACCCAAGGCCCCGCGCCGGGCCAGGAGUUCAAUGACUGGAAAGACUGGCUGGAAUGGGAGACGGCGCGCCGUGAGGAGGGAGGAGAUGGAGCUCCAGCCGCAGGAGUUGACGGAGUGUUCAUCUGCACGCUUGAUGAUAUGCAUGUCGAGAUUCUGAAAGCGAUCGCCCCCUUGAACCUGCAUGUCAUGUGCGAAAAGCCACUGGCGCCGUCGCUGGGCGAAUGCAUCGAUGUGUGGGAGACGAUGAAGACUGCGUCGCCAGUUCCGGAGAAGAUAUUUGCAAUCGGACAUGUGCUACGGUAUAGCCCGCAUAACAUCUACCUUCGGAAGCUGCUUCUACAGGACCGCGCCAUUGGAGAUAUCGUCUCGAUUGAACAUACAGAACCGGUGGGAUGGUCGCACUUUUCUCACAGCUAUGUGCGAGGAAACUGGCGGCGCGAGACUGCAGGCAAGGAUGGGAGUCUCCUUACAAAAUGCUGUCAUGAUAUCGACUUUCUCCUCUGGCUGUUGUGCUCGCCUCCUGCAGACUCGGAGCCAGGCCACCCUUAUCAUCUCCCCAAGUCAAUCUCAUCAAUGGGGGCGCUGUCUCAGUUUACUCGAAGCCGCAAGCCUGUCGCCGCAGGUGACGCGACCAACUGUCUCUCUUGCCCUAUCGCUACGAGUUGCCAGUACAAUGCAGUUAAAAUCUACGACGACAUGUGCCUCAGCCAGGGCCACACUGGCUGGCCGGUAAAAAUCGUUUGUCCCGACAUUGAAGAAGUGGUUCGAACGUCGGGGGUGGAAGCCGCCAGACAACGGCUCUACAAAUCAUUGUCAGAGGAUUACGACUCGCAAAGCACUCCCGACGAUGUAAUCGCUUCCCGUCCCUGGUACGGUCGGUGCGUCUGGGAGUCGGACAACGACGUCUGCGACGACCAAGUCGUCACCAUGCAAUGGAACGAGAGCAAAGAUUCGUCGCGGUUUAGCAACCUCGGCGCAAAGACCGCAAUUCUGCACAUGAUCGCACCCACGGAGAAGCAGUGUGAGCGUCGCGGUCGCGUGUACGGCACAUUAGGCGAGGUUUCCUACGACAGUAAAACCAUAACGGUCACUACUUUUAGCACGGGUCAGACGCGGACGACGCAGAUUGCCGAGCCACCACCGGAGGAAAAGGAGUCCCACGGCGGCGGAGAUUAUGGGUUGACCAGGGCUUUUGUAAAAGCUGUCCAUGCGGUGGAAUCGGGCGGAUGGAGCGUGCAGAAAGCUCAGGUCGAGUUCUUGGGAGUCACUUUUGAGGAAGUGAUACGGAGUCAUGCGAUGGUGUUUGCGGCAGAAGAGGCGAGGCGAGAAGUAAAGGUGAUCUGGUGGGAUGAGUGGUGGAGGGAGAAGUUCGCUUCUACUGACGCUUGA